Argentina anserina (silverweed cinquefoil) is the source of this 1269-nucleotide messenger RNA. RefSeq names its product succinate dehydrogenase subunit 3-1, mitochondrial-like. Gene Ontology annotation, cellular component: membrane. The record is from RefSeq and is a predicted model, not a curated record. Bases 110 to 928 code for a protein of 272 amino acids. Lineage: Eukaryota; Viridiplantae; Streptophyta; Magnoliopsida; Rosales; Rosaceae. Gene Ontology annotation, biological process: tricarboxylic acid cycle; mitochondrial electron transport, succinate to ubiquinone. Gene Ontology annotation, molecular function: oxidoreductase activity, acting on the CH-CH group of donors; electron transfer activity. The transcript is spliced from 5 exons.
CAAUUACUGAAUUACAGGCAGAGCUGUGAUUUCUCCAUCUGACGCUGCAUCACCCCUCGCCUCAUUACGAUUCUUUGGUUCGUAAUCGAAGACAAGCAAGGUGAGUGCAAUGCCUCUCCUAAGUAAAGCUGGGAGUAUACUUAGGCACACUGCAAACAGGCAGGUCAAGUCUGAGUUAUCGGCCAUCCAUCAGGCAAUAAGAUGCACAUCAUCCAUGGGAAGCAGCCCACCAGGGUUCGCAGGGCAAACUGUCAUGGACCGUGAUACCGGAAGAUCUACAGGACUUCGAUUCAAUACUUCUAGUGCCACCUUUCCCCUGAACAAACAGUCUCGAAGCAAUUGUGGUGGUUACACAGGAGCUGUAGCAGGUUAUUAUGGUCAACAUGGGAUCGGUGUUGGUUAUGGUUUGAGGAGAUAUGGAGGUGGAGCAUGUGACAAGGUUUUAUCCACUGGUACGAUCAGCAACAAUGGUCCUGGUGCUGGCAUUGGUAGUGCUGUCAGCUCCACCAUUAGUAGUGCUGAUAAAAUUGGUGUUGGUCAGAGAAAGAGCUUUUCCGUUGGAGCUACUGCAAACACUGGUGGUGGAUAUGAAAUUGUCUACACCCCGAGUGGUGCGAGCACGGCUAAUGAACAUGGAAUCCUACCCAGUACUCUUCGCCCGUUAUCCCCUCAUCUUCCUGUUUACAAGCCACAAAUCAAUUCGACAAAGUCAAUACUGGACAGAAUAGCAGCAUCUUACCUAUCCGCUAUAGUUCUGUUCUACCCUUUUGUUUGUGUGCAAAUGGGUACUAUUUGCUUCACCUAUGAGCCUUUCUACAAAUUCCUCUUUUAUUCUGUAAACCUUGUCCCCCUCUCCCUUGAGCUUGCUGCUCUAGCAACGGCCUAUCAUACUUAUAAUGGGAUCCGUCAUCUGUUGGGCCGAAUUUAAGGGAUUAAGGUUUCUUUAGAUUUGGAUAGCGAAAUAAGUGGAAACAAUUCUGAAAUGGGAAGUUCUUGGCAAUUCAAUAAUGGUGCUGUGUUUGGUGUUGGCGGUACUACUUCGGUGUAGGGGGUAGCAUAGUAGCUUUUCCGGUGGUGGGUGAUGAAACUGGUUACUUUCUUGAGAGGGCUGUGCUUUUCUGCAUUGUUACUAGUACUUUCCGUUUUGUCGUUUCGAUUAAAGUCCCCCACUCCGAUUCUGUGAACCAUAUAUUUCAUCUUUGUUGGAUUUCGCUCUCUGAGCUAUAUGGCACUUUUAUUCUGCUUUUAUCUUUCCACAUUUUUGAAUUG